Messenger RNA from Cornus florida, 1281 nucleotides. RefSeq names its product ras-related protein Rab2BV. Gene Ontology annotation, cellular component: endosome. Bases 276 to 929 code for a protein of 217 amino acids. The transcript is spliced from 3 exons. Gene Ontology annotation, molecular function: GTP binding; GTPase activity. Lineage: Eukaryota; Viridiplantae; Streptophyta; Magnoliopsida; Cornales; Cornaceae. The record is from RefSeq and is a predicted model, not a curated record.
UAUUACAAAAUGAAUUUUAAUACAGAGUGUAUAUACAGAGAGAUAUAUAGAAGUUCUUUUUAAAACAGCUUUUUCAUCGUUUGUUCCGCUUGUAUUUUUUCUUUUGCAAAUCAAAAACCCUGAGUGAGGAGGACUCGUACAAAGACAAAGUCCAUCCAAUUUCUCCAUCUUCUUGUGACUAAGACGAUUUCAGACCCAUUUCUCUCUCCUGGUCUUUUCCUCAUAUAUCCAAUCCCCUAUAUUACGGUGUGAGAUAGUGAAGAGCAGUUAAAAGGAUGGCGCAUAGGGUGGACCACGAGUACGACUAUCUAUUCAAGAUCGUGUUGAUCGGAGAUUCUGGUGUUGGUAAAUCCAAUAUUCUCUCCAGAUUUACCAGAAAUGAGUUCUGCUUGGAGUCCAAGUCGACGAUCGGCGUUGAGUUCGCUACCAGAACUCUUCAGGUAGAUGGGAAGACAGUUAAGGCGCAGAUAUGGGACACUGCGGGCCAGGAGAGGUACCGAGCCAUUACCAGUGCUUAUUACAGAGGAGCUGUUGGUGCACUCCUUGUCUAUGACAUAACCAAGAGACAAACUUUUGACAAUGUUCAGAGGUGGCUUCGUGAAUUGAGAGACCAUGCAGACUCUAACAUUGUCAUCAUGAUGGCUGGAAAUAAGUCGGACCUAAACCAUCUCCGAGCCAUCCAAGAGCAGGAUGGUCAGGCCUUGGCUGAGAAGGAAGGACUUUCCUUUCUGGAGACAUCAGCAUUGGAAGCAGUCAACAUUGAGAAGGCGUUCCAAACCAUUUUGACGGAAAUUUAUCACAUCAUAAGCAAGAAAGCAUUGGCAGCACAGGAAGCUGCUGACGCCACUGCACUUCCCGGUCAAGGGACGACAAUCAAUGUUGGUGAUGCCUCGGGGAAUGUGAACAAGAGAGGUUGUUGUUCUACUUGACAUUUAGGAAGGAAACAUGAUUUGAUAGCGAUCACAAUCUAUUAUUUUACCCCUCUUACUUUUUCCCCUCUUUUUUCUCGGCAAGAGAGAGACCUGUAGAUUACUUUCUUGUGAUGAGAAGCAAGCUUGUGAAAGUCAAAACAACAAUAUGGAUAUUGGCUUAGGGAGGUGCAAAUUACUGAUAUUGGGAACUGUUAGCUGAAUAUCUCAAUUGGGGGGAGAGAGUGGUUCAAAAGAAGCAGCAUAUGAGUUUAGUAUUUCUUUUUAGUUGUCGUCUGUUGGAGUACUUCCUAACUUGUAAUAAAAAGCCUGUUGUCUUUUUGACAUUAUUAGUCCUUAUUUUGUUUGUCUA